Linum tenue is the source of this 1008-nucleotide messenger RNA. The record is from the annotation of a GenBank genome assembly. Lineage: Eukaryota; Viridiplantae; Streptophyta; Magnoliopsida; Malpighiales; Linaceae.
AUGAUCAUCAGUCAGCUAGCUGCGUCGGCGGUAGCUCUGGCCAUCAUGGUAAUCAUAAUGAUGGCACGACCGGCGAUCCAGGAGGAGAUCCAUGUCACCAACAAGCUGAGCAGCAAGAUACUGAUAGCGCAUUGCAAGUCGAAAGACGACGAUCUUGGCGCCCAUGCCAUCCCCAUCGGCGAGGACAUCGGUUGGCAGUUUGGGGGCAAAGUCGGAACACAUUUCUGGUGCGACCUCGCGGUCGAAGAUAAGCGUCUUACUUUCGUCUCGUACGAUUGGUGGGACGCAGAUAGGUACAGUAGGAACUGGGAUGUCCGUGAUGACGGGGUUUAUGGGACACGGGUGCGUGAUAGCCUCACGUUUUGUGCGGCUUUAGCGACGACAAUGAUCACCGCGCUCGCGCCGCGAUCUUCCGUCCAGGAAAUAGUUUACGUCGCCAACAAUGUAACCUACGGCAAGGCAGUAAUUGUGCAUUGUCAAUCCGGAGACGACGAUCUCGGCGGCUUCGCGGUGGCCGUCGGGUACCGCAUCCAUUGGCAAUUCUCGCCGAAUUUAUUCGGCGGGACGCUUUUCUGGUGCAAACUUGCAUUCGAAGAUCGGCGCGCUUCUUUCGUGGCAUACGACCAAAGGACUUCUCCAGAAACCGUAAAAUGGACUGUCAAUGACGACGGGGUUUACGGGAAGCUCCACGGCGGAACGCCGUAUUUACAUGCUGCAUGGGACGACGAUGAAUCGGAAGAAUUCAAGUCUUCGUCCUCCGCCGGCAAAAUUGAAGCCUACAAGAAGCAGUCGUCCGAUGAGGGAGAGACAGAUCUAAGAUGGAGACGGAUUGGUGGCGGAGGCGAAACAGUGGUGAUGGAGAAGGAAAGGGAGGAUUGCUCGAAGGAGGUUCUGGGUGGUGGUGGAGCGAUGACGAACUGGUGGUGGAUGGUAGUGUAUCGGACGGGAGGGUUAUUCGUGGUGGGGGUGGCGAUGGCAAAACUGGUGGCGGCGGAUUGGUUCAGGUAA